This is a messenger RNA of Ilyonectria robusta, 1367 nucleotides long. RefSeq names its product Fructosamine kinase-domain-containing protein. The transcript has 3 exons. The record is from RefSeq and is a predicted model, not a curated record. The coding region runs from base 231 to 1367 and encodes 378 amino acids. NCBI's taxonomy places the organism in Eukaryota, Fungi, Ascomycota, Sordariomycetes, Hypocreales, Nectriaceae.
CCUACACUCGCCUCAGCGACACGGGGCUCAUGGGCGCUGACAUACUGAGAUGAAUUCAAACGGCAGGGUGCCGUAUCUGGUAAAAGCAAUAACAGCAAUAACAGCAAUAACACCCGACUUCCGGGCAGGCAGAGGGAUUUUCACCUUAGGUGUGACCUCACACUGGAGUUAGGCUCUCUGCCUCAGUCGGUGGAUUCCGUUCCUAGCCAACAAGUAUUUCCACUCUUAUUAUGGGCAAGGCGCUUCAGUCUCUUAUCGAUCGUACCUACAGAAGCCCACAGCCCUAUUCUGGAGAUGCCCGAGUUGACGCAAACGUUCUGGUGAGAUUUCCAGAGAGGACAGAGAUCAUCUCAGCAAAUCGCUAUGGCACAUCGAACUUUGCGGCCACAGUUCAACUGCACCUCAAGUUUCCAGAUGGCUCCGAUCAGCAGUACUUGCUGAAGUAUGCACCAGGGGCAAACGGCAGGACCACCCUGGAAGGAGAAUAUAACUCCAUAUCUGAGUUAUAUAAGUGGGUGCCUGAUCUUGUCCCCAAGCUACAUUCAUGGGGCAGAUGCACCCUUCAAGAACCGGAGUCCUAUUUUCUUCUGGUCGAGUUCGUCGACUUUAUUGGGGGCAUGCCGGACCCAGAGCAACUCUGUACUAAAAUCGCCCGACUUCAUCGCGAGAGUCGCUCCCCAAACGGCCAAUUUGGCUUCCACAUCACAACCUGUCUAGGUCGUACACAGCAGCUUGUAUCAUGGGAACAGGUUUGGACGACGUUCUUUAUGAAACUGCUCCGACAUGCCAUAGAGGUAGACGUCCAAGGAAAUGGGCCCUGGGAAGAGCUCGAUAAGUUGGAAAAACGUCUGGUAACUCAGGUCGUACCUCGCUUGCUUGAUGCUCUUGAGGACAAGGACGGCAAAGUUAAGCCCAGUUUGAUUCAUUCCGAUCUGUGGGAGGGAAAUAUCGGCGUAUCAUCUAAGAAUGGCGACAUAUAUAUCUUUGACGCGGCUUGUUUCUAUGCCCACCACGAAAUGGAGGCGGCCUACUGGCGCCCUCACAUGAACAACAUCAGCGACAGGCUUUACAUGAGCACAUAUCUCCGGCAUUUCAGUCCGAGUGAGCCCAAGAACGAGUGGGACGAUAGAAAUCGACUGUAUAGUGUCUAUUAUAAUAUCAUAUAUUCAGCAAACCACCUCAGUCAAGGCAGACGGGGACGCGAGUUAGCGUACCGGGAUAUGUAUCACCUCGUCGACAAGUUUGCCCCAUUUUCGAAUGGAGAAGGAGUGCCGAGAUUGAAUGAGUCCGAAUUGACACAUAUUUCCACUCAGAGGGAUCUCGAAGCAUCCAUGGAGGAAUCGUUGCGGCUUCUAAGCCUCAAUUAG